This is a messenger RNA of Chaetura pelagica (chimney swift), 266 nucleotides long. Its product is annotated as reticulon-3-B-like. Gene Ontology annotation, cellular component: neuron projection; postsynaptic density. Gene Ontology annotation, biological process: endoplasmic reticulum tubular network formation; neuron differentiation; brain development. The record is from RefSeq and is a predicted model, not a curated record. NCBI's taxonomy places the organism in Eukaryota, Metazoa, Chordata, Aves, Apodiformes, Apodidae. The transcript has 2 exons. The annotation marks the transcript as partial.
AUGAAGGAAACCCCCGAGUUUCUGGGAGCCAAAGCGCGUUGGGUCGGGGUGGAUUGGGUGCGGGACCUGCUGUUGUGGAGGGACGUGAGGAGGACGGGGGUGGCUUUUGGUGCCACCCUCCUGCUCCUGCUGUCCCUGGCCACCCUCAGCGCCGUCACUGUCCUGGCCCACCUGGGCCUGGCGCUGCUCUCGGUCACCAUCAGCCUCAGGGUCUACAAGGCCGUGGUGCAGGCGGUGCAGAAGGCAGAGGAGGGACACCCCUUCCG